AGAAAAGCAUCACUUUAAACAAGUAACCGCUUUCCACAGCAUUCCCCUUGCCAUAUUGACACGUUUGAGGGAAGCCAAUGGAGACGAAGGUCCAAUCCUUUCAUGUGUAUAUAUACUCAUCUGAUAUCUCUUCAUCCCCAUUCAAAGCUCUCCAAAAGAAGAACACACACACACACACACUAAUAAACCCAUCCAAUCUCUGCUCAUUCUUUUCUUUUGCCUUCUUCAAUCAACCUCCUUACCAUUAAACUACUUCUCUUGUGUAGUUUUUAACAAGAAAGUUAUUAUCUCAUAUCAUAUCAUAUCAUAUAUGUGUAAACCAAAGUCAUCUUCUCCGUCAUUGUUUGUCUCUUCUAACAAAGCCCAUUUCAUAAACCCCAACAAGACCAUGGAUCUUCACACUGAUGAUGAUGGUCUUGGUCUUGAUCUUGAUCUUGAUCUUGAUCUUGAUGAUCAACUCCAUAGAUGGCCAACUCCUACUGAGGCCCUGGAAGAAAUCAAAGCCAUAGGGAAGAUCUCAGGCCCAACAACCAUUACAGGGCUUCUACUCUUCUCCAGAGCCAUGAUCUCCAUGAUCUUCCUGGGCUACCUCGGCGAGCUUGAGCUCGCCGGAGGCUCUCUCUCCAUCGGCUUCGCCAACAUUACCGGCUACUCCGUGAUCUCCGGCUUAGCCAUGGGCAUGGAACCCAUCUGCGGACAAGCUUUCGGAGCGAAACAAUGGAAGCUUCUAGGCCUCACUCUACAAAGAACAGUCCUCCUCCUCCUCUCCACCUCCAUACCCAUCUCUUUCAUGUGGCUCAACAUGAAGAGAAUCCUCUUAUGGUGUGGCCAAGAUGAAGAAAUCUCAUCAGCAGCCCAUACUUUCAUCGUUUUCGCCAUUCCAGACCUUUUCUUCCUCUCUCUUCUCCACCCACUUCGAAUCUACCUAAGGACUCAAAAUAUUACAUUACCAGUAACUUACUGUUCAGCCGUUAGUGUACUCCUUCACAUACCACUCAAUUUCAUUCUCGUAGCCUAUUUCAAGAUGGGUAUUGCAGGAGUAGCCAUAGCAAUGGUCUGGACAAACCUCAAUCUCUUCAUUUUGCUAUGUUCAUUCGUAUACUUGUCGGGAGUGUUCAAAGACUCAUGGGUUGCUCCGAGCAUGGAUUGUCUUCGAGGAUGGUCUUCUCUUCUCACACUCGCAAUCCCAACUUGUAUCUCAGUCUGUCUCGAAUGGUGGUGGUACGAAUUCAUGAUUCUUCUCUGUGGACUCCUUUCAAAUCCCAAAGCAACAAUCGCUUCAAUGGGUAUUCUAAUCCAAACUACCUCUCUAGUCUACGUCUUCCCAUCAUCACUCAGCCUCGGAGUCUCCACCAGAGUCGGCAACGAGCUCGGCGCCAACCGCCCAACGAAAGCCCGCAUUUCGACCAUCGUUUCCCUAGCCUGCGCGGCGGCAUUAGGCGGCGCCGCCAUGAUGUUCACCACCCUGAUGAGGCACAGGUGGGGGAAAUUUUUCACUAAAGAUUCCGAGAUUUUGGAACUGACUGCAGUGGCAUUGCCGAUCGCCGGACUAUGUGAGCUCGGAAACUGCCCUCAAACCACCGGGUGUGGGGUGCUGAGAGGCAGUGCACGGCCGAGUAUCGGAGCCAAUAUCAAUUUGGGGUCUUUUUACUUGGUGGGUAUGCCGGUGGCGAUUUAUAUGGGGUUUGUAACGAAAAUGGGGUUCGCCGGACUGUGGCUCGGGUUGCUUGCGGCUCAGGCGACCUGUGCUUUGCUCAUGAUUUUUGUCUUGUACAAAACAGAUUGGAAGCUUCAGGCAGAGAGAGCUAGAGAGCUCACACAAUCUUCUUCUUCUUCAUUUUCUUCUGUAUUACCGAUAUCAAUGUCGCCAGAGAAUGGUGUUGAGGGGAUGAUGAAGAAGAAGAAGAAGAAGAUGAGUAAUUUGGAAGAUAUUUUGUGCAGUGAUAACAAUAAUGGUGAGUUGGUGAAGACAGCUUCUUCUCCGCUUGAAACAGAGCCUCUCAUAUCUACUACUACUGCUACGACUACCACAAAGAUUGUUGUUCAUUGAUUAGAGUACUUGCUUGUCCAUGGCCACCAUUUUUUUGCCCCCACUCUUUGAAGAGUUGAUGUGAAAAUUGUUCUUUAAAAUUAACUCCAUUGUACUGUAGAGUGGAGAGCUUUUGUUUGUACUUUUUAUUCCUAGCUCUCUCUUGCUUAUUUGCUCUACUUUUUUAAAAAAAACAAAAAACAAAAAAACAAAAAAACAAAAAACAAAAAAUUUAAGAUGCUGUAAUAAUGUAAUUGCAUAAUAAAAAUGGAAGAACACAUCUUGUGUUAGUUCUCCAUA
Messenger RNA from Camellia sinensis, 2329 nucleotides. Its product is annotated as protein DETOXIFICATION 48. Gene Ontology annotation, cellular component: membrane. Gene Ontology annotation, biological process: xenobiotic detoxification by transmembrane export across the plasma membrane. Lineage: Eukaryota; Viridiplantae; Streptophyta; Magnoliopsida; Ericales; Theaceae. Gene Ontology annotation, molecular function: xenobiotic transmembrane transporter activity; antiporter activity. The record is from RefSeq and is a predicted model, not a curated record.